GCUGGAAGGUAUAGAUUCUUAGAAUAUUCAUUAGUAGCAUUUGUUCAUUGUAUGCUAGACAUUCUCUUGCUAACAAACAGUGUACGCAAAAGCAGCACGCUCGAUGAGUUAACGCGUUUCAUGUGAAUUUACACGUGUCAUUGUUAAUAUUUCACGCAGUUUAAUUAUGGAUAAGAGUUUACAACAAUGCUUGGAACUGUUGAAAGAAAACGAGAACCAGAUACGAAACGAUGCCGAGGGUGCAUUGUUAACUAUCUGUCAAAAUAUUUUGUCACAUCCAAAUGACAAACAAUAUAGAAAGGUGUUGCUCGACGAUCCUUUAGUUAUACAGAAAUUACUUCCUGCCACUGGUGCUAUGGAAUGUCUGUUUGAUAUUGGUUUCGUUGAGGCCACUGACUGUCUCUCCUUACCGCAAGAAGUACCUCUAACAAAGCUACAAGCUUUGGAAAGUCUGCUUGCCAAAAAUGCGAUCAAAGCAAAUUCUUCAAAAGUCCAUACCGAUAAAUCUGCAGCCUAUGAUUUGUUACCUCAAACGUGUAGUAAAAGAGAGAAAGAAUUUUUAACAGGGAUUAUAGUACGUUCUAAAAGUGUUCUGAGAUACGAAGAUGAAAGACUUCAGGAAAAGGCAAGAAAAAUAAUACCAUUUGCAGAGCUUGAACUUGCAACAAUGAAAAGGAUGAGAGAACUACAAAAGCAUAUGAAAUUAACUGAAAAGGAAAAGACUACCAAAAAGGAAUACACUGAAGAUGACAUAGAGGAUGUAAAAGAGUUGUUUCUAAUGGAACUUUUGCAUUGGUUUAAAUAUGAAUUUUUUUCAUGGGUGGAGGGUCUAAAGUGUUCUACAUGUUCCUCAGAAUGUAAAUAUGAGAUGGUAGUAGAGUCUCAUGAUCCUAGAUGUUCGCGGAUAGAAAUACAAAAAUGUCCUAAUUGUGGAACGAUGGUUAAAUUUCCGCGCUAUUGUGAUCCAGAACCAUUGUUAAUUUCACGACGCGGACGUUGCGGAGAAUGGGCUAAUGUAUUCACACUAUUCUGUAGAGCAUUAGGAUACGAUGCAAGAUUUGUACAUGAUGAAACAGAUCACGUUUGGACAGAGGUGUGGUCCAUGCGUGAAAAACGAUGGAUUCACGUAGAUCCAUGCGAGGACGUCAUGGAUCGGCCAUUGAUGUAUGAAAAAGGUUGGAAAAAGAAAUUAACGUAUGUUAUCGCAUUUUCAAAAGAUGAGAUACAAGAUGUUACUUGGCGUUAUACACGCGAUCUACCAGGUGUAUUGAAAAGAAGAAAACUCUGUUCUGAAACUAAAUUACUAGAAUUUAUUGAAUCGUUAAAUAAAUAUCGUCAAUCUUCCCACAAUUAUAGUCCUUCUCGUAGACAGUACGUAAUAAAACGAAGGCUCAUGGAACUCGUGGAAUUGUUACAUGUGCCCAAAGGACAAAAUUCUGAUGACGAUGAUAAUAAUUAUCAAGGACGAUCCACUGGUUCUUACGAGUGGAAAUUAGCGCGAGGAGAGAUUUCCCAAGCAAACGUGACGGCUAAUUAUUCUUGGGAUGUUUCAAAGUACGGCGAUACAUUCCACUUAUGCUAUUUUGUCGUUCAAGAUGAAUACAGGGUAAUAAAUAAUGAUUGUGAAGUAAUAGAAAAUAUAUCUGGUUGGCAGCAUGGGGUGUACGAAACACAAGGUGGAAUAUUCCGUAAAUUAGAACACGAUUGGAAAAUGGUAUAUUUAGCUCGUUCUCCAGGAACUGGUUGUGGCAAAGUAGAAUGGAAUUUAGUAGUAUCGAAUCAAAAUUUAUGCAUUAAGACCGUUAGUUUAAAAGCUUUAGUAAAAGUAUUUCACGAGGCUAGUAUAUCCUGGGAAAUAGAAGGGUUUUUUGAUAAAACGGACCAAACUAAAUCAACUAUAUUUCCUAUCAAUGAUUGUACCAACUAUUAUACAGAAGAGUUGAAGGGAUCGAUAAAACUGAUUAUUAGGGCGAAAGUUUCCGGUGGUCAAGGUGAUUCCGCAUGGCAACAUGCACAACUUUUUCGGCAAAGUUUAAAAAGCGAAGGAGAACCGUCUCUGUUAAUUGACAUUCAAUUGGAAAAUCGGUAAUCAUAAAAUCAAUUUAUUAGAAAUGGUAUUUAAUACGAGAACUUUCCUUAUACACAUUAUAAUAGCAGUAUAUAUUAAUAACAUGGACCUGAAUAAUUAUGAUUCUCCUAUGAAGAAUACAAAAUAAAUAAAAAUAUUUCACAUUUGAAAUUGUUUCUCCUCAAAAGAAAAAUGAUGUAUUUAGUUGCAAAUAAAGACAAGUCUUUGUGACUUGACAACUUUGAAAAUGUUUA
This is a messenger RNA of Osmia bicornis bicornis, 2322 nucleotides long. RefSeq names its product peptide-N(4)-(N-acetyl-beta-glucosaminyl)asparagine amidase (gene Pngl). Gene Ontology annotation, molecular function: peptide-N4-(N-acetyl-beta-glucosaminyl)asparagine amidase activity. Gene Ontology annotation, cellular component: nucleus; cytosol; cytoplasm. Gene Ontology annotation, biological process: protein deglycosylation; glycoprotein catabolic process; protein quality control for misfolded or incompletely synthesized proteins. The transcript has 6 exons. Lineage: Eukaryota; Metazoa; Arthropoda; Insecta; Hymenoptera; Megachilidae. The record is from RefSeq and is a predicted model, not a curated record. Bases 167 to 2089 code for a protein of 640 amino acids.